Messenger RNA from Mus pahari (shrew mouse), 4431 nucleotides. RefSeq names its product UHRF1 binding protein 1 (gene Bltp3a). The transcript is spliced from 20 exons. The record is from RefSeq and is a predicted model, not a curated record. Bases 109 to 4425 code for a protein of 1438 amino acids. Gene Ontology annotation, molecular function: histone deacetylase binding. Lineage: Eukaryota; Metazoa; Chordata; Mammalia; Rodentia; Muridae.
GUUAGGGCCGACAGAGGGCCAUGGCGAGGUGAGAGGAGGCCUCUUCUCCACUACUGAGGAGGCCACGGCUGCCCGCCUGCCUGCAUUCCACGCGGGCCGGGCUGCAGCAUGGCCGGGAUCAUUAAGAAGCAGAUCUUGAAGCAUCUGUCCCGGUUCACUAAGAAUCUUUCCCCGGACAAAAUCAACUUGAGCACUCUGAAAGGGGAGGGCCAGCUGACCCAUCUGGAGCUGGAUGAAGAGGUUCUGCAGAAUAUGCUGGAAUUGCCUACCUGGCUGGCCAUCACCAGGGUCUACUGCAACCGCGCCUCCAUCCGGAUCCAGUGGACCAAGUUGAAGACACACCCGAUCUGCUUGUGUCUGGAUAAGGUGGAGGUGGAGAUGCAGACCUGUGAGGACCCUCGCCCCCCCAACGGGCAGUCCCCCAUCGCCCUCGCCUCGGGACAGAGUGAGUACGGCUUUGCUGAGAAGGUGGUGGAGGGAAUGUUCAUCGUGGUCAACUCCAUCACCAUCAAGAUCCACUCCAAGGCCUUCCAUGCUUCCUUUGAACUGUGGCAGCUCCAGGGUUAUAGUGUCAACCCCAACUGGCAGCAGGGCGACCUGCGUCUGACCCGCAUCACUGAUCCCCGCAGAGGAGAGGUUUUAACAUUUAAGGAAAUAACUUGGCAGACCCUCCGAGUUGAGGCAGACGCCACAGACAGUGGUGACCAGGACCCGGUCAGCACCCCACUGAGGCUCAUUACCAACCAAGGCCGGAUCCAGAUAGCCCUCAAGAGAAGGACCAAAGACUGCAAUGUGAUCGCCUCCAAGUUGACCUUCCUCCUGGACGACCUGCUCUGGGUGCUGACGGACUCACAGCUCAAGGCAAUGAUGAAGUACGCUGAGUCGCUGAGUGAGGCCAUGGAGAAGUCUGCCCAGCAGAGAAAGAGCCUGGCUCCUGAGCCUGUGCAGACCACUCCACCCGCUCCCAGUGCCCAGCAGACCUGGGCCCAGGCAUUCGGCGGCAGCCAGGGCGGCGGCAGCAGCAGCAGCAGCAGUCGUCUCAGCCAGUAUUUUGAGAAAUUUGAUGUGAAGGAGUCUUCCUACCACCUCCUUAUCUCCCGCCUGGACCUGCACAUCUGCGAUGACAGCCAGUCCCGAGAGCCAGGUGUCUCUGCAAACAGACUCACGGGUGGUGCCAUGCAGCUCACCUUCCGCAGGAUGGCGUUUGACUACUACCCCUUCCACCGGGCAGGUGACAGCUGUAGACACUGGGUGCGGCACUGUGAGGCCAUGGAGACCCGAGGCCACUGGGCCCAGCAACUGGUGACAGAGUUUCAGAGUCGGGUGGAGAAGCAGUGUGAGGGGGGCAGUGUGAAGCCCCCGUGGCUGCUGGGGGCGGAGCCUCCCUUCCGGAGGAAAGCAGAUUCUUUCUCUAGUCCUGGGAAGACCCCUCUCGACAAAAGCCCUACUCAGGGCUGGCAGGCUGCCUUUGGGGCUCCAGCAUGGAAUCGCUUACGCUCUAGCUGCCUGGUUGUACGAGUAGAUGACCUGGACAUCCACCAGGUUUCCACAGCUGGACAGCCAAGUAAGAAGCCAUCCACUCUGCUCUCCUGCAGCCGCAAGCGCCACCGCCUCCCGCCUCAGGUGGCUGCCAUCCACGUACAGUUCACAGAGUAUUACUUCCCGGAUAAUCAGGAGCUUCCGGUUCCCUGUCCCAAUCUCUACAUCCAGUUAAAUGGGCUAACGUUUACCGUGGAUCCCGUCAGCUUGCUUUGGGGAAACCUCUUUUGCCUAGAUUUAUACCGAAGCUUGGAGCAGUUUAAAGCCAUCUAUAAGCUGGAAACUUCGAGGGGAACAGAUGAGCACUUGGACAUCCGACUGGACGCAUUCUGGUUGAAGGUGAGCUUGCCCCUGGAGACGAGAGAGCUGGCGAAGCUGCAUCGCCCCCAGGUGCUGGUCCUCUCCACCUCCGCCAUGAUUGCCACCAAUACCCGGCAUGCCCCGCACUGCGCUCGCCCAGACCUCCAGAAUCUCUUCCGGGGAUUCGCCACCACUGAGUUCUUUCGUUCUGGCUAUAGUAGCUUUCCCAAGGCAGCAGGGGGCUUUGGCCUUCUACACAUGCUCUUCCUGCAUCACGCUUUCCAGAUGGACUCCCUUCCGCCGCAGCCUGGCUCCCUCCCUUCUCAGAGGCCAGCCGCCUCCCAGGAUCUUUGGUCCCUGCAUUUCACCCAGAUCUCCUUGGACUUUGAAGGCACAGAAAACUUCAAAGGCCACACCCUGAAUUUUGUGGCUCCCUUCCCCUUGUCCAUUUGGGCUUGCCUUCCUCUCCGCUGGCAGCGAGCCCAGGCACGGCGACUCCUUUUGGCUUCGGAAGGGAGGCUAAAACCGUCAGCCAGCUUUGGCAGUCCCGUGCACUCUGAAGCCCUUGUCCCCGAGUCUGUGUCCCAUCAGAGGUCAAAGACAGAGCGAGAUUUGAAGAGCCUCUCAGACUCUACAGAUGGCCCGGCGGCGGCGAGAGAAGGUGAUGCUGGUGUGGACCACAGAGCCCGUGUGGCAGAACUGGAGGAUGUGGCGGACGUUCACAUGCUUGUACAUUCUGCUGCCCACGUCAGGGUGAGGCUUGACCACUACCAGUACCUGGCCCUGCUGCGCCUCAAGGAGGUGCUAGAGGGCCUUCAGGAGCAGCUGACAAAGGACACAGAGGCCAUGACUGGGUCUCCCCUGCAGGACCAGACCAUGUGCAUAGGCGUUCUCUUUCCUAGUGCCGAGGUGGCUCUCCUCAUGCAUCCUGCCCCUGGGACUGCUCACGCGGACUCUGCAGGCUCGGACACCACCAGCCUCAUAGACUCUGAGCUGUCGCCAUCCGAGGACCGGGAGCCUAAGUCUGACGCCUCCUCGGAGCAGGGCACAGUAAGCCCCGAGAAGGUGCCGAGGGACGGCAGUGCUGAGAACCUGGCUGCGUCCCAGGAGAGGCUGCCCAGCGAUGGAGAGCUACUGGACCCAGGCCCACGUGCACAGCAGCCAGCAGGGAAGAGCCACGAGGCGGUCGAGUCUCUCCAGGCCAAGAAGCUGAGCCGAACUCAGAGCGUCAGCUCCCCGGCUGCGCUGAAGUCCCCGGAGGACAGGGAUGCGGCUCUGAAUGGCCAAGGCGAGCCCGUGCCCUUGAGGAGCAUUGAGGGGGACCUGUCCAGCGCUAUUCACAUGACCAAGGAUGCCACCAAAGAGGCGCUCCACGCUACCGUGGAUCUCACCAAGGAGGCCGUGUCCCUGACUAGGGAUGCCUUCAGCUUGGGGAGAGAUCGAAUGACUUCUACCAUGCACAAGAUGUUGUCCUUGCCUCCUGCCAAGGAGGCCAUGGCCAAGCCAGAUGAGGGGGUGGUGGCCCCAGUGAGUGGAGGUGCUGCCCGGCUCCGGUUUUUCUCCAUGAAGAGGACAGUCUCUCAGCAGUCAUUUGAUGGUGUCUCGUUGGACAGUGGUGGCCCCGACGACCGGAUUUCGGUGGACAGCGACGGCAGUGACAGCUUUGUGAUGCUCUUGGAGUCUGAGUCUGGUCCAGAGUCUGUUCCACCAGGAUCUGUCACAAGCGUCUUGGAUGAUAGUGGCAUCCAGGGGAGCCCUGUUACGGAUAGUGGUGGCCAGGGGUUGCCAGAGACCAACAGCUCAGCAUCAGCCAGUGGAGAGCCCGUCCUGCACUCGGCGUCAGUACUGGUCUUGAAGGUGAACGAAGUGUCACUUGGGAUUGAGGUUCGUGGAGAGGACCUGGCCGUAGCCUUGCAAGCAGAGGAGCUGGCCCUGCAGCAGCUGGGCACCGUGGGACUCUGGCAGUUUCUACAUGGACAGUGCCCAGGCCCAGGUUUUCAGGAACCCUCAAAUCUGAAGACCGACCCCAUUAGGCCUGCCGUGGGUCUGCGCUUUGAGGUGGGGCCUGGUGCAGCUGUUCAUUCCCCGCUGGCCACACAAAAUGGCUUCCUGCAGUUCUUACUUCGGGGCUGUGACCUGGAGCUGUUCACCUCAGUGCUCAACGGUCUGGGGCCUUUCUUGGAGGAUGAGGAUAUCCCGGUGGUGGUCCCCAUGCAGAUCGAGUUCCUGGACUGUAGUGUCACUCUCAAGGAUGACAUUCCUCCGGUCUACCCAACAUCCCCUGGCCCUGUCCCCAUCACUUUGGCAAUGGAGCGUCUUGUGCUGAAGCGGGGUGACGACGGAGUGUUUCACCUUGGUGCUCCGGCUCAGGACAGACCAUUGGCUGACGUCCCUGAGAAGCUGCAGCUCCCUAAAGAGCAGGUGCUCCUGGUGGCCCUAGGCCAGGGCUUGGGAUGCCAGGAGAAAGAAUCGCCUACCCUACAGCAAGAGCUUACGGACACCAAACAAGCACUGGCCAUUGCCAACCAGGACAGAGAAAAACUGCUCCAGGAGAUUAGGAAAUACAACCCUCUCUUUGAGCUUUGACAGCAG